This is a messenger RNA of Hydatigera taeniaeformis, 2586 nucleotides long. The record is from the annotation of a GenBank genome assembly. NCBI's taxonomy places the organism in Eukaryota, Metazoa, Platyhelminthes, Cestoda, Cyclophyllidea, Taeniidae.
AUGGUUUUGCCGAAGAAGGUCGUGAUAGAUGGUCUUCCUUUCUGUGAUUAUAUUCCACAGCCAUUUACCUCAUUGGCUCGAAAUAAAAAGGGGCUGAUUGCUGCUGGUCGACUAGAUGGUUCAAUUGAUGUUUACGAUGAAAGUGAUAACUUCUACUUGAUCCAUCAUAUACCAUCUUGGAUCCUAACCUCUAUAUACGCUAUUUGUUGGUCAAAUACGCGACUGUUCGCAACUGGUGGUGAGGGUUGCAUUUUUGAGCUGAGCGUAGUGUCGAUCCACCCAAAGGCAAAUUUACUUCUACCUGGAGGUCUUCCUGCUCGUUCUCUUGUAUCCUAUGAUGGGGGUCUUAUCUCCGGCAAUGAUGGCGGGUACAUCAACGUUGUUGAAGUAGCUGAUGGGUCCUUUGAUCUUAAAUCCUGUCUCACAAAAGUGGAAGGGAAGAUCUUGAGUCUGGCUGUGGAUGAGACGAAUGGAUUCACAGUUGCUGCUGGUGACUCGGAAGGGAAGAUUCAUUUAUUUGAUCUAAGAAAUGGUGCAACUCUUUCAGUUUAUGCCAUUGGCGAUGAACAUUCCACUGUACUACCCGUUGCUUGGUCGUUGACGUUUGUGGGAAAUACACUCUUUUCCGGUGACAGUCGUGGUAAUGUUUGCGUAUGGGACAUUGAGGUUGGAGCCCUCGUUUCCAGUUUUAGAAGUCAUGCUGCAGAUGUUUUAGCUCUUGCUGUCAGCAAGGACAACCAAUCUGUUUUUGCCGCUGGUGCCGAUCCCAUCAUUCAGCGCUUCGAUCUUUGCCAGACUGGGUGUACAUCGCAGUGGCAGCCAAGUUGUGUCAUAGGGGUCGGCGGGCGUGACAUCCGUAGUCUUCUCUUCGUUCAGCGUGGCGAAUCAGGAUGUCUUCGCCCUUGCAGUGUAGAUAUGGACCAUCUCAUUGCAGCGGGUAACGAUGCUCGCCUUCAAAUUCUUCCCUGUCCUCCGUCUAACCUCGGUGAUAAAGUACCUAUAUCCCGACCGGAAUUACAAAAGAGGAAUGAUCUACCUGAUAUUCCUGCACCAUUCUAUCUGCCUUUCUGGCCGCUUUCGGUUACGCCUACUCUGCCUCUGGAUAUCCACUUUGCACGUUCAACCUUCAUGCCAAAUUAUGGUCAUUCUGCUCGCCUUUGCCUUGUGCAGCACGAAGAGUACAUGUGUCUAUAUCGUCUUCCUCCGAAAGCCAAACGAGCGUUUCAUUCGAAAGAUUCUCUUAGAUAUUUUACCAAACUAGCUCAGAUUCGACCAAAGCAAGGAAGCCGCGUUAUUUCCAGUUGUAUAUCACCUUGUGGAAAGUUUAUGGCUUACUCCGAUGAUGUUCGUACGCGGAUUUUAAAAAUUGCCCACCCGAAGUCCUGGAAGCUUAAUCCAAAUGAUCCAGUUCCAUUGGUUAGUAUCUCGCGCCUGGGUUGGGCUAGGAUUUCGCGAAGACGUUUUCGGGGCCGAGCAUCGUCUCUAUCUUCCGAUUCCGACAAUACGGGCUCCGAGGCUGAUCCAUCCCGAUUCCUCUCGCUUGAUCAAUCCUCUGCUGAUCUUUUUGUUAAUAAUAUAGCUGGAAGGGAUGUUGAUUUUGAUGAGCAUUUAGUCUCCAGAAAACGCAAGUUGACUACGUCUAAGGUCACGCAUCCGUCCGUUGAGGGUUGCCAUAAGAAUGAGAGUUCCGCCUUGCCUCCUGCCUCUCUCAUGGCCUUCUCUCCAUCUUCUGCUUGUCUCCUUUGUGUAAGCAUUCCCGCUCAACAAGUUGUUUGCCGUAGACUUGAUACUGGGGUGGCGAUCUGGAAACUUGCACCUCAAUCAUCGCUCACAAACGGAACACCCAGUCCAAUCCACUUACUAAAAAUGGCUCAACUCUGUCCUGAGUCAGCGAAUGGUGGGCCUGUGACUCUACUCGCGGUGGCUCCUCUAGGUGAACGCGUGUCGGUAUACGCGUUUACCGAGGCGAGCAGCAAUCAAGGUCCGCAGCACCUUUUCACAUGUCCUCUAGCCGCAGAUCCUUUCCAGCCAGGCCGUCACCCGCGUCCUUUGGCGAUCGCGCUGCGCGUCACCAGACGCGGGACGGCGGAGCUAGGAGGAGAAGCAGAGGUUGCGGAAACGAGUGGGACGAGGGCUCAAGUUGCUAUACUUUACACAACUGGCCAACUGACUGAAUGGCGGCUUCCCUUGCGUUUAUCCGGGUCUACAGUUCAUCUCGUCGGUGCCCCACAGGCUGAUACAUGGCUAGCGGAUUUCUGGCAACGUAACCAUGCUGCGUGGCGACGCCGCAUGCCUAGAUUUCAUUCUUUGGAUUACUUCUUUAGUAGUCGCAUUCUCAUGCUGGCUUCGCGACGAUUUUGCCUUACUGUCGAUCGGCGCAAACAAAUCACUUCGAACGCCGUUCGUCUGGCCUUUUGCGAGCGCUACCACAAGUCCACCACUGGAUGUCUGCGAAUUUUCGGUCAACUAAGUAAUAUGUUGCGCUGCACGGUGCUGGCCGAUCGAAUUGCUGCACUUAAGAUGAAUGGUCGUGCCGCCAUCGAUCGUUUGCCGGCACCUCUGAAGAAAAAACGAUUUGGAAUCUGA